AUGGAUAAAGCAAAUCAUUCUUUAGUCACUGAGUUUAUCCUCGAGGGGUUAACAGACAAGCCAGGACUGCAGCUUCCUCUCUUCGUCUUCUUUUUAUUGAUCUACACAGUCUCCAUGGUGGGCAACAUGGGCUUGGUGUUUUUAAUCAGGUUCAGUUCUCAGCUUCACACACCCAUGUAUUAUUUUCUCAGUAACUUGUCCUUCAUAGAUCUCUGCUACUCCUCUGUCAUAAUCCCCAAGAUGUUAGUGAACUUCGUGUCAGAGAAGAAUUUCACAUCCUUUCCUGAGUGCAUGACACAGCUCUUUUUCUUCUGCUUCUUUGGUAUCGAUGAUUCCUACAUGCUGACAGCUAUGGCAUAUGAUCGCUACGUUGCCAUCUGUAACCCCCUGUUCUACAAUGUCACCAUGUCCAACAGAGUCUGUUUUCUCCUGGUCACCGGGGUGUAUACAGUGGGGUUCUUCGGUGCCUUAGUUCAUACCAGCUACAUAUCUAGUCGCUUCUUCUGUGGAACUAACAUCAUUCAACAUUACUUCUGUGAUAUCCUUCCUCUUCUGAGUAUCUCUUGCUCGAGAGACUUCACCAAGGAACUGCUGGUGAUGGUUCUGGUUUCUUUCAAUGUGUUUGCAUGUGCUAUAGCCAUCUUCAUCUCUUAUGCCUUUAUUGUUUCCAGCAUCUUGCGCAUCCGCUCCGCUGAAGGCAGGUCCAAAGCUUUCAGCACCUGUAGCUCCCACCUUGCAGCUGUUGGGGUUUUCUAUGGCUCCAUCAUUUUCAUGUAUUUUAAACCAUCUACCGGCGACACAACUCAGGAGAAGGUAGCCUCCGUCUUUUAUACCACAGUGAUUCCCAUGCUUAACCCCAUGAUCUACAGUCUUAGGAACAAGGAUGUCAAAGAAUCUCUUAAAAAACUUCUGAAUUGUGGGAUACUUUCCAGGUCUGUAUAG
Messenger RNA from Talpa occidentalis (Iberian mole), 942 nucleotides. Its product is annotated as olfactory receptor 8D2-like. Gene Ontology annotation, cellular component: membrane. The record is from RefSeq and is a predicted model, not a curated record. Bases 1 to 942 code for a protein of 313 amino acids. Gene Ontology annotation, molecular function: G protein-coupled receptor activity; odorant binding; olfactory receptor activity. Gene Ontology annotation, biological process: G protein-coupled receptor signaling pathway; sensory perception of smell. Lineage: Eukaryota; Metazoa; Chordata; Mammalia; Eulipotyphla; Talpidae. The transcript has a single exon.